Effrenium voratum is the source of this 2007-nucleotide messenger RNA. NCBI's taxonomy places the organism in Eukaryota, Dinophyceae, Suessiales, Symbiodiniaceae. The record is from the annotation of a GenBank genome assembly.
UGCGACAUAUGGGCUAUUUGCACUGAGCUAAGUUUGGCCCCAUGGCUCAGCCACAAGUCGCAUGCUGCGUGCUAGCAUCAUCUUGCUGCCUCUCGCCGCGGGCUUCACCGAUUGCCUCGGGACAGAGCUGGUGGCGCAAGAUGUUUGGACCGUGGCGCGGGAGGUGGACAAGGCGCUCAACCUCACCCACGUGCCGCGGGAGUAUGGCGUCGAGCUGUCAAACGCCUUUUUUGCCCUGGAGCGGUCCGGGGCAUUGCCAGGAGCCAUCGAAGACUGCGCCCUAGGCGUGGCGACGCUGGCCUUGAACGCGGUGCCCUUCGCGGAGCUUCGCUUCGGCACUCUGCAGGCCAAAGAGUACUUCCUCCUGUUCGAACAGCUGCAGCGCAAGUACGGCCACCUCUGGAAUGCCGGGGGCUUCGCCUGGAACCUGCAGACCCACCAGUCGGCAGGCUACCCCCUGAUCCUGGGCCUGAAGCCUCAGAGCUGCGAGCGGGAUCUGAAGAUCUACGUCUACGACACGGACUUCGCUUCGAAGCCCAUCGUGUGCAGCCAGGGCAUGUUCGCCAGCGAGGUCUUUGUUCACCAGUUCCUGCUCCACAGCAGCUGCCGCACGACGAAUCCGCAGGAGGCAGACUUCUUUUUCGUGCCCGUGUACGCAGCCUGCGUCAUGACCAAGGAGAAGAAGCUGGCGGGCGACAUGGACCAGUUCUACAAAAACCUGGUGAGGGAGGAGUUAACUUAUUUUGAGGACCAAGGGGGCCUGGAUCACAUCUUCCUUUGGUCGUCAGAAACCUACGACUUCCCAUCGUGGCUGGACUACAUUCCUGACUCGUUGUUCCUGUCAGUUGAGGCGGCGCCUAUCGAGUGCACGGACUUCGAUUUCUUCUCGGAAGAGACGGCCGACAACUUUGGGGCGCACUGCAAGCACUGCUACUGGUGCUUUACCCGCUGGAAGGACUAUGUCAUCCCGGGAUUUGUGGAGAAGUGGAGUGUCGAGAAGAUGCAGCUUCUGCAGAAGCCUCACGAAGAGAGGACCUACACCGCCUGUUAUCACGGAGCAGAUUCGGACUCGUUGGCCAUUUACCUGUAUGCCAACACUACUGUCCGCAAUGACCUGCAGAGCCUGCGGGGCCGUCCUGGUUUCAGCAUUGGCUACAGGUUCUCGCGGAUUACAGAAUAUUUCGAGCGCAUCGGGGAGUGCCACUUUUGCUUCGCUCCGAAGGGACUGGGGUACUGGAGCAACCGCCUCUACGAGGUGCUUUUCGCCGGGUGCAUCCCAGUCAUCCUGUCCGACCACAUUGGCUUGCCCUUUGAUGACUUCCUGGAUUGGCCGUCCUUCUCCUUGAAGUGGCCAAUGAACCAGGCGGCGCCUGCUUUGGCAGAGCACUUGGAACGGCUGGUGGCGAACCGCAAGGAGCUGGUCAAGGACAUGCUGGUGAAGAACAGGUGCUGGUUCGACUACAACUCCGAGGAUCCCAGUUGCGUCUGGGCAUUUCAGGGGGAGUUUUGGUGUUGCAGUCCGUAGCCCCGGUACUUCGUGCCGAGUAGCCUCGUGGUGCCGAGUAAGGCGCAUCGCACCUUUCCGUGUUUCCAUGUUUCUUCUUGUAUCGUGUCUUUCUUCUCAUGCUUGCGUUUCUUGCAAAGCGAGGAGUGGCAAGCGUUGACCAGACCAACCUCUCAAGAAAGAGACAUGAGUCGCGGGGUGCUCUCAUCGGAGCCCCAGGGACAAUCAGAACCAUUUUUGCAUGGCAAUGAGAAGGUGCUUUGCCUGGUCACCUUGUUGCUUUUGUGGUUUCGACGGCUUGGCAGGAUUCUGGGCGCAAUCUAGAUGGCCAGCCAGCGUCGGACUCUAGGGCUCACAAUUGCAGCAGGGCAUGUUUAUUCUUAAGGAUGCCACAUCCAUGCAUGUGGCUGCUGACGAACUGAACCAGAAAACACCACUUACUGUCGGGGAGGAGCCAGUCAGCAUGGAACAAGAUACUAGGCUCACCCUACUUGGGCAUCCUG